GGCUACUGCCAAGUGAAACGGGAAGUCUCUCAUUCUGACAAACGAGAUCCUCGCAAUUGGUCCGGUUCGGUUCUUGAAGAUCUUUGUUACUGCAACAUUUUGGGGAAGUACAUGAUUCUCGGGCUUUAGAUUAUUGAUUUGUUACUACCAUUCUCAGUUCUCCAAAACCAAAUCACAAGAAGCAUUUUAUAUAAAUCUAAACUCGAUUGGAGAUUGAAAUCUGAAAAUCCCAUUUUUCAGAUCGAGGCUUCGAACUUUUUCCAAGGGUAUCAUCGAUCAGAGGAAAGGAGUACUAGGGUUUUUUGGCGUUUUCUCUUGGAAAGCUGACGAGCAGGGUUUAACAGAAGAUCUGAGCAAUGGCAAAGGAAUCUACCAAUGGAGAGCACCGACCAAAGCCACCUCCAACUCCAUCUCCUUUGAGGAACUCCAAAUUUUUUCAGUCUAAUAUGAGAAUUUUGGUAACCGGAGGCGCUGGAUUCAUUGGCUCCCACCUUGUUGAUAGAUUGAUGGAAAAUGAGAAAAAUGAGGUAAUUGUUGCUGAUAACUACUUCACUGGCUCAAAGGACAACCUUAGGAAAUGGAUUGGUCAUCCUAGAUUUGAACUUAUUCGCCAUGAUGUCACAGAACCAUUAUUGGUUGAGGUUGAUCAGAUAUACCAUCUUGCUUGCCCUGCUUCCCCAAUUUUUUACAAACACAAUCCUGUAAAGACAAUAAAAACAAAUGUGAUUGGCACAUUGAACAUGUUGGGACUUGCCAAGCGUGUUGGAGCGAGGAUUUUGCUAACAUCGACUUCUGAGGUUUAUGGAGAUCCUCUUGAGCACCCUCAGACAGAAUCAUAUUGGGGCAAUGUCAACCCAAUUGGAGUCAGGAGUUGCUAUGAUGAGGGGAAGCGUGUAGCUGAAACUUUGAUGUUUGAUUAUCAUCGGCAACACGGGAUAGAAAUACGCAUUGCUAGGAUCUUUAAUACAUAUGGGCCCCGCAUGAAUAUUGAUGAUGGGCGUGUUGUCAGCAAUUUCAUUGCUCAAGCACUUAGAGGUGAACCCUUGACAGUUCAAGCGCCAGGAACACAGACCCGGAGUUUCUGUUUUGUAUCUGAUAUGGUUGACGGCCUUAUCCGACUCAUGGAAGGAGCUAACACUGGGCCGAUCAACAUAGGGAACCCAGGUGAAUUUACAAUGAUGGAACUUGCGGAGACAGUGAAGGAGCUAAUCGAUCCGAAAAUUAAGGUGACAGUUGUGGAGAACACUCCGGAUGAUCCACGGCAGCGGAAACCAGACAUUACAAAGGCAAAAGAGUUGCUUGGCUGGGAACCCAAGAUUACGUUGCGGGAGGGCCUGCCCCUCAUGGAAGAGGAUUUCCGGAACAGGCUUGGAGUUCCCAAAAAAUAGAUCACAGUCGGGGUGAUGUUGCAAUGAGGAGACGUUCCGUUGAAGUUAUUACCAUUUUUUGUGCCUCCAUAUGUUUCUUUUGAACUCUCUUUCUCUUUCUUUAUUACAUUAGCCUAAAAAUAAGUAAUGGUGUGUUUUGUUAUGGAUACAGAGUCUGAUACAUUAAGAAUGUUUUUUUAUGAAAUGAUACAUAAGCUUGUUAUUUCUGCUCAA
Macadamia integrifolia is the source of this 1601-nucleotide messenger RNA. RefSeq names its product UDP-glucuronic acid decarboxylase 6. The transcript is spliced from 14 exons. The coding region runs from base 357 to 1388 and encodes 343 amino acids. Gene Ontology annotation, molecular function: NAD+ binding; UDP-glucuronate decarboxylase activity. Lineage: Eukaryota; Viridiplantae; Streptophyta; Magnoliopsida; Proteales; Proteaceae. The record is from RefSeq and is a predicted model, not a curated record. Gene Ontology annotation, cellular component: cytoplasm. Gene Ontology annotation, biological process: D-xylose metabolic process.